AUGCCACUGCUGCCUGAUCAUCAAACCACACAGCCUGAACUAUCAAGGGACAGAAGCCCUGCAAAAAGUGAAGUUUCCUUUGAGCUGAUAGUGUCUGGAAUGGGAGGAGAUGUGUGGCAGCUGGGCCUCCAGCUGUGCGUUAUAGCUGUGCUGCUCCUUGGUGGAGGAAGAGGGAGAGAGUUCCCUGGCAGCCUGACCUGCCUGAAUAACUACAUGACUACUGUGAGGUGCAUGUGGACGAUGAAAGAGCCUGUGGGAGAUGGACCUUUCCACCUGCAUUUCACCAACCUCUGGUCAAAGGGCCACAACGCCAGCUGCAAACUGAUUGCCAGGGAGAACAUGCAGAAUCAGUACCACUGCACAAUCCAUUUAGCCAGCCAGAUGUUGGAAACAGAUGGUUAUAGAGUCUCUCUCCAAGGCAACUUCUUUGGACGUAAUCAGACAUACAUUAUCUUUCCAGAGUACAAUCCCUGCAAUCACAUAAAACUUGAUCCACCUCUGAAUAUCCAGAGCAACGUCACUGCCAGCAAGUGUCAUAUAUGGUGGAGCUUGCACCUUUGGCACCUCGCUGAAAUUCUUCAAUACGAGUUGCAGUAUAAGGAGUACAGCAUGCCCUGGGAGACCGCACUGAACAAGACACCAUCCAGUUCACUGCCACAGAUAGAAAUUGAAGCCACAGAGCUUCGCAGUGGCAUCACUUACGUUGCACGAGUUCGAUGCAAAAUUUCUGAAAAUGAGGAUUCAUACCAUAGUCAGUGGAGCGAGUGGAGCCAGACAACAAUGUUUCAAAGAGCAGAUGUACCAAAAAUGUCUGAAAAGAUCCUAAAUACCAGAACUAUGCCGUUCUUGUUCAUUCCUUUGAGUUUUGGCACUCUACUCUAUUUAUUUUGGAACUGCAAGCUUUCUUCAAGGGCAAAAAGCCUCUCCUGUUUUAACAUUCCCACACCAGCUGCUUUCUUUCAGCCACUCUAUAAUUUGCACAAUGGGAAUUUUAAGGACUGGGUUGGACCUAAUGAAGCUUGUAUCCAACCCAGAAGAGAAGAGGCCAGCAACUUAAACAAAGUGACUGCAGACGGAGUUUCUGAUCUCAAUAUCCAAGAUCUGAUUUCCCAGAUCUCCUUGAAACCUCUGGAAAGCACAAAUCUGGUUGCCACAGAAGAAAACUUUGUAUUUGCCUCAGGUCCAAGCCAGCAGUAUGUCCCCAGCAGGUAUGUAAGAGCAGAAGAGAUAGAAGUGAAGCUGGGACUAUUGUUUGCACAAAACCAUGCUGACGAUAAAGUUGGCCUGAAAAUCUCUGAGAUAAUUAAAGCCAACCUUGAGAACCCUAGCAUGGAAAGGAAUUAUCCUUCUCAUUCACAGCAUGGAAAAGGUGACUGCCUUAUGCGUAUGGAAUCUUUUGAGAUAGCAAAUGUGUCCUUCAGCAGUAGUGACUAUUGUACCUUGUGUGACAAUGAUACCACAGGAGGUUUGAUUCCUGCUGAACUACUGGAGCUCUCCAACGGUAAUAGUCGUGUCAAACAGCAGAGUGAUCAGAGUGACCUUUCCUGAGGCGUACUGCCUGCAAAGAUCUUUGUGCUGUCCUCUCACCUCCCAACACUGUCCUCCCAAGUGGCUUAAAUGGUGGCUGUGCAGACAAUUACAAACGUAUCAUUUUUAGGUAAAUCCUCAAUUUCUGUACUUCAAAAGAAGAUUGUGACCAACUCCUCUGGCUAGCAAAUACAGGCAUGGCAAGGCCUGACACCAGUGACAUCUACUGUCAGAAGACACAUGACCACGCCCUUCCCAAAAUGAACCUCUUGGCAGCAGCAGAAGUCCAGGAAUCCCCUAGUCUAAGGAAGCAGCAGCAGACCUGCCACUUUUCCUCAGGAAGAGCUAUUGGAAUUGUGUACCUCUCAGAAGCAGCAAUAUUUGCAAUGUGCUGAACCACGAUUUAAACUCCAUCAUUAUUUUAAAACUAUGUAUGAUUCUUCAUAAAACCAUGAUAAACAAUUUUUGCUAAAGAGGGUAAUUUUGCUUCUUAGUAUGAUAUUGAUGACUUCAAAUGGUUCCUGAUUACAUCAGAAUUUAUAAUUGCACUAUUUAAAGACAAUCAGGUGGCGGGCCUUGUUCUUUAUUAACCUGAAUGGCUGUAACUUUUUAUUUUGCAGUAACUAAGCCCCAUUUAGUGCUUUGAUUUUAACAAUAAUUUAUUUCAAGGUUAAGUGGCUGCGAUGAUCUAAUGGAGAAAGGUGAAAAGCAAGAAUAGCACAAAUGAGCUUCAUUUAAUCACUAAACAGGCCAGGCUCAGUGCCUAUCCAGGGCUUUUAUUUUUUCUCCAGAAAAGAUGAGUCCUUUGCUUAUCUGCUCAACAGGUACAGCCUUUCUGAGCCAAAUCUCUGGAGGUUUACUUUCUGCCCUAGACACAGAAAAUCCUACAUAUGACUGAUUACCCACCAAGCAGAUUCCUGGAGUUACAUCUAGGUUUACAGGGCUCAACAAUUUUAGCAAGCACUGAGAUGUGUACACGUGUAUCUACACUAGCUGGCACCUGCAUACACACAUUCACUCUCUCUUCUUUGGAAAUGCUUCCCUUGUCUCAUGGUUUAACCCCAGCCAGCACCUAGGAUCACAGCUGCUCCCU
This is a messenger RNA of Calidris pugnax (ruff), 2620 nucleotides long. RefSeq names its product interleukin-9 receptor-like. Gene Ontology annotation, cellular component: external side of plasma membrane; membrane. Gene Ontology annotation, molecular function: protein binding; cytokine receptor activity. Gene Ontology annotation, biological process: immunoglobulin mediated immune response; production of molecular mediator involved in inflammatory response; cytokine-mediated signaling pathway. The record is from RefSeq and is a predicted model, not a curated record. NCBI's taxonomy places the organism in Eukaryota, Metazoa, Chordata, Aves, Charadriiformes, Scolopacidae.